AUAAUAAUAAUAAUAAUAGUAGUAGUAGUAACAAAAUUUAUAAUAAUAAUUAUAUGAGUAAUAUAAUAAUUCUACAAAAUGAAGAUGAUCGAAGUAAUGAUACUUCCUUCUUACAUUUAAAUAAAUCUGAUAGUACAAAAAAUUUUGAUGAUACACAUAAUUAUAAUAAUAGAGAUUAUAAAAGCACAAGAAGUUUAACCUUUGAAAAGUUACAUAGAAAAAAUAAUUAUCUCAAAUAUAAAAAUAUUAAAGAUGAUCAUCUAUUAAAUAAUACGAAUAAUGAAGAUAAAAAACAAGAAGAAGAUGAAGAAAAUGAAUAUAACAACAAAACUAAUCCACAUAAUAAGAAUUCUUUUAUAAUAAAAGUGUCUUAUUAUAUAUCCUAUAUAUGUUCUUAUAUUUUUUCAAAUAAAUAUCAUAUGCUAUUACCUUAUUAUGAUGAUGUAUCACUAACAAAUGAAAAAAAAAAAAAAAAAGACUUUAAAUCCUUCAAACUAAAGAAUAAAUUAAGUGAACAUAAAAUUCUGGAACUUAAAAAAAAAAUCAGGAUUAAAAAAUUUGUUCAACUUACCCUUCUUUUAUUAUUAAUUAGUAUUAUUGUAUUUAUAUCUACCUAUGGAUUUUCUUACAUAUUAGAAAUAUCACAAAAAAAAUUACAAAUUAAUGCAGAAAAAAAAAUGAUGUUCAAUGAAGAAAAUAAUAAAAAUCAAGAGUUACAAGAAAUAAAAUCAUAUAUUAAUGUGAUUGAAGAUUUAAGAAAGGAAAUAGCUGAAAUGAAGGAGAUCUUAUAUGUUCAUAAUGUUAUAUUAAAUAAAAAUUUCCAUCUCAACAAUUCUUAUACUCUUUUUAAUAAUAAAAUGAAAUCAGCAAAUUCUUCAUAUAAUAAAAAAGGAUCAGAUAAUAUGGGAGCAUUAACGUCACAUUAUUAUUAUGAUGAUACGUCUUCAUCUUAUCAUGACAACAACAACAAUAAUAAUAAUAAUAGUAAUAAUGGUAAUUAUAUGGAUGAUGGAUAUAUAAAUUAUAUCCCAACUAUUACUCGGAAAGAAUAUGACGUAAAAGAAUUAUACCCUACGAAUCAAAAUUCUGAUGAAUUUACUUUAGAAAAGGAAAAAAAUUAUUAUGAUAAAAAAUUAAAUAAGGAAGAAACAAAAGAAACGAUGUCUGAUGUACAUAGCAUACCACAUAACAAUAAUAAUAAGGAAGAAAUAUAUAAUAAUAAUAAUAAUAAUAAUAUAGAAGAUAAUACACAAAUAUUAAAUUCAACCAUUUCUCAAUUAAAUGAACAGGGUAAUAUCGAAGUUGUUAAAACAAAUAAUCAAACAGUAAAUGAAAAUAUUAACAAUUAUAUAAAAAAUCAUAAACAGUCAAUAUCAAAUAAUGCAGAAUAUGCACAAGUCAGUAAUGCAACAAUAAAUGAAGAAGAUAAUAAACAUGUAGACAAUAAAAUAAUUUUAGAAAAUAUGAAUAAUAUAAAAAACAGUGGUACUGUUUCUAUGGAUAUAAAUAAUAUAUCCAAUAAUAAUUUUAUACAUAGCCACCAAAUAAAAGAUAAAUAUCUUAAUACUUCUUCAAAGCUGGAAGAUAAUGAUAAGAAUGAAAACGGGGAUAGAAAAGUGAACACCAAUAAAAUGAAUAAAAAAAAGCAAAACACAAUAUAA
Messenger RNA from Plasmodium gaboni, 1661 nucleotides. RefSeq lists its product as hypothetical. The record is from RefSeq and is a predicted model, not a curated record. The annotation marks the transcript as partial. NCBI's taxonomy places the organism in Eukaryota, Apicomplexa, Aconoidasida, Haemosporida, Plasmodiidae. The transcript has a single exon.